Messenger RNA from Saccostrea echinata, 3232 nucleotides. RefSeq names its product sorting nexin-19-like. The transcript has 11 exons. Gene Ontology annotation, cellular component: intracellular membrane-bounded organelle. The record is from RefSeq and is a predicted model, not a curated record. Bases 95 to 2656 code for a protein of 853 amino acids. Gene Ontology annotation, molecular function: phosphatidylinositol binding. Lineage: Eukaryota; Metazoa; Mollusca; Bivalvia; Ostreida; Ostreidae.
GAAAAUAUGGCUGUCAAAAUAGAUUUGACAGAAAGUGAAAAUUUUAUCCUGUAUUUUAAAUCAAAUUUAAAAGAAUGUAUAUGAAAAUGAGACGAUGGAAACAGUGGUCGAUAGAGUCAUUGACAUUUUCCACCAUCAUAAAAGAUUUUCUUCGAUUCAGAAGUUAUGUAUUUUAGCGAUAGUCUUAGGAGGUGUGUCUCUCCUGACUGGUCUUUGGACGUGGUUGAUUACUUACAUUAUAUCUAUAUCCUCAACAGUUCUGAUUUGUCAAUAUCUGAUAACCACAGAUGCCAAUUUCACAUUAAUAGAAGAUUUGCUUAUACUUUUGAAGUCUCACGAAAACGACUCCUGGUACACUUACUUGAAGGAAUUUGUUAGAGGUGAAAAAUCCAGUGAGAAUACAGUACAGGACCAAAGUGACGGUCAAAGAAAAGUAGAAAAUUCAUCAUGGGAGGAUGAAAUUCAUUUAUUGGCAACUCUUAUAUCUCAGGAUUUUAUUAGACCAUGGUACCUUACUGUGAGUAAUAGGCAUGAACUCUUGGAGGAGAAAGAGGAGGUCAUCUUCAAAGCAUUUAGACUUCUGUGUCUAAAGUUCACAAAAAUCAAUAUCCAUGAACUAUGUAGAGAGUUAUUACUUUGUUAUAAAGAGCACCUGCGGAACUUUCAACAGGCAAAGUCUGUGUACAACACUCGGCCGCGAAGAAAGAGUAUUCCUAGUCUCAAUUCUCCCUCCGCUAAGAAAGUGUCAUCGGUUGAAGAAGCAUAUGAAAUGAAGUUUUCUUAUCACAGUGCAGUAUGGGAGAUGGAGAAUGAAAUUACUUAUCUAAAAUCGAUAAUAAAUUUACUUUUGUCAGAGUUUUUGGUAAAACAAUUGCAAGACAGCAGAACUCCUCAAGUGUUACUAGUAGAAAUCUUAACAUAUAAUGUUGCAAAACCUGCCUUUGAUCUUCUGUCUAACCCCGACUUCUUACAUGAAUGUAUUGUUCAUAUUUUAUCUGAUGAAGCUUUAAUAGAAGUACCUCCAGAAGUCAGCACAAGUCGUAGUAGUGAUCUUGUGCUGUUUAAAGAUGUUAGGGAGGAAUCUGAGGAGGAAGAUGAAUUUAAAGACCCACAACCUAGUUUUUCAUCUAGUACAAGUAUAUUUGAAGAAUCUAGUCAAAAAACCGAACUCACAGGGCAGCAGGAGACCAGAGAGUCUCUACACUAUCCAUUGUCUACAGUGGAAGCACAAGUAGCAUUAGAUGAGGAAUCUGAUGUAAACACAAACCAGAGCAUUCCAAUUUCCCUACUGGGACCAGCUUUUUGUCGUGAUACAGAGGUCAGUCAAGAAAUCUCUGAUAAUGGUGAUGGCAGGGAUAACCCACAGGAGGGACACAAAUUUUAUCUUGGGAGUUUUGAUGACAUUUCUACAUCAGGUGACAAUUCAACAAGGAUAUUUUUAAAUCUACGUAUUGUUGAUACAGAGACAGCCUCUGAAAACAGGGGAGCUAAUCAGUAUACACUAUACACAAUCCAGUAUGAUGCAUCAUAUCUUGAGGAAGGACGUACUGAAGUGCGUACAAACAGGGUUAAAAGAAGAUUUCGAGAAUUUAUCAACCUGCAGAACAGAUUGGAAGAUAAUCCCACAUAUAAAAGAAAUCUGAAAGAUGUGAAAGGGUUAACAAAGUGGCUUUCAUUGCCAUUUGGUAAUAUGGAUAAAAACAACAUUGAAAAACGCAAGAAAACAUUGGAAAAUUUUAUAAAGGCUCUACUGGAAAAAGAUCAUAUUUGUAACAGCCCAGAAAUGAAGGAAUUCCUGGCAUAUGAUGGCAAUGCCCACAUAGCAUUUGUCAGGAAGGCUCCAGAUAGUGUUCAGCCACUAACGAAGAUGGUUAGAACAUUUUCCAGUGUUUUUGACAAGAUUGGCGAUAAGGUAGGAGAAAUCUCCAUAAAUGUGACCGACUUACUUCCAAGUUUACCCCGGAGGAGCCAAGUCAGGGACCCUCAGAGCCUAGAGGAGGAUGAGGAUAAAAUCCUGCUGGAGUUUGGAACCAUUAAAGGGGAUGUGCUUGUGUUGGAAAACCAGUUAUCUAGUCAUGUCAGUACAUUUUGUGAUGGUGAGGUAGACAGUUCAGAUGAGAAAGGCAAAAGUGAGCCCCAGAAAUCAGAAGGUCUUUUAAAUGAAAUCCAUAAUGCUGGGCUGGCAGAAGUGGUGUUUGACAUAGUUGUGCAAGCUUUACAGGGCAGAAACUGUUGGGUGUGUCGAGAAAGAGUAAUCUCCCUUGCCAAGCACAUGCUUGGAACAGCAGUGAGCAGGUGGCUCAAAUGGCAGAUUAGUGAUCUUACAACUCCUCAGAGAUGUGCAUUCUAUCUACAUCUGUUUAGGGAAUCUAUUUGGCCAAAUGGGAAGUAUGAUUCAUCCAACCGUGAAGUUAAAUCAGAAAGACAGAGAUCUGCAACCAAAGAGCAAGCUCAGAGAGUUUUAGCAGAAUUUUUUCCAGAUGUUUUAGUUCAGCUCCUUGAAAAGGAAGACUAUGAUUGUGGGAUAGAGGAAAUCAUAGAUUCCAUUCAGUAUGAAAAACUUAACAAGCAUUUCAUUUACACUUUUCUGGAUCUUGUUUUGGAGAAGAUGUUUAGUGAUAUUCAACAUGAGGCUGUGCAGAAGGAAUCCCAGUGAGGGGAAGCUAUGGGAAUAUUCCCAGUGAGGGGAACUUUGAGAACAAUCCCAGUGAGGGGAAACUAUGGGAACAGUCCCAGUGAGGGGAAGCUAUGGAACAUUUCCAGUGAGGGGAACCUUUGGGAACAAUCCCAGUGAGGGGAACCUUUGGGAAUAAUCCCAGUGAGGGGAACCGUUGGGAAACAAUUCCAGUGAUGGAAGCUAUGGGAACAAUCCCAGUGAGGGGAAGCUAUGGGAACAUUCCCCGUGACAGUAGAGCAGAUGCAAAGCAUAAUACUGCCUAUACUGUCACUAACAUGUUUAUAUUGCCUAUACCCUCACUACCAUGUCUUAUGUUAUGUUGUUGUAACAGUGAGCUGUGUUGUUUUUUUAUCUGAGAUUACAUUGUACUUAAUCACCUAUUUGUGUUCUAACACUGGUUUGUAGUACCAGUAUUUGUUAGAGACAUUCCCAUUUAUAAAAUGGUCCAAGCAUAUGUAAUCAUAUUGGUAUGGUUGUACUUAAUGAAAUAUAUUAUUUUUAAUACUAAUCUUUAUUUUAAUUUUUACAUGUGAAACAUUACAACUGCAGUCAUCA